AUGUUUACAAACAUUCCCGGAUGGGAAGAUGAGCCAUAUGCAUCCAUUGCCAGUGAAUGGGCCCGUUCAGCUGGUAAAUGUGAUUGUGAAUGUGAAAAAAGUGAAAUUGACAUGCCUACUAACCUUCUUGCUUGUCUGAAAAAGUUUCCAAAAGAUAAGUGGCAGAAAAGAGUAAAAGACCAUAGACCCCAUGUAAAAGUUGAAAUUUACUGGAAAAAUAAAAAUGUUGAAAGGGUUACUGCCCUUGUGGACACUGGAGCCGAAGCCACUUUAAUUCAUGGUAACCCUAAGAAAUUUGCUGGAUUACCCUAUGUAAUCACAGGUCUGGGAGGUAAGAGGACAGAAGCAGUCCAGACCUGGGUAGAACUGAAAAUUGGACAGUUGCCAAAAAAGAAGUAUUCGGUUUUAAUUGUCCCCAUACCCGAAUACAUAAUUGGAAUUGAUAUCCUUAAAGGAUUGACCUUACAUUUGGGGGAUGGCUGUUACAGUUUUGGAACUAAACCCUAUAUAUCAGCCAGACCAGUGGUGGUAGGAAAAUUGUUAAUGCCCCCAGUGCAACUACCACCCGCUACUAAAGUAGUACAUAUUAAGCAGUACAGGAUCCCAGGAGGCCACAAAGAAAUUGGAGAAACCAUAGACGACUUAUUAAAAGCUGGGGUCCUACGAGGGGUCACUACUGCUUGGAACAAUCCCGUGUGGCCAAUACGUAAAACAGACCAUACAUGGAGAAUGACAGUAGACUACAGAGAAUUGAACAAACACACACCUCCACUGACUGCUGCUGUCCCAGACACCGUCACUCUUAUAGAAAAUAUACAGAAGCAUCCAGGGAUCUGGUAUGCAGCUAUAGAUUUGGCUAAUGCCUUCUUCACUAUUCCAAUAGCUGAAGAAAAUCAAGAGCAGUUUGCUUUCACAUGGUUAGGGAGGCAAUACACAUUCACCAGGUUGCCACAGGGAUACUUGCAUAGUCCCACCAUCUGUCAUCGGCUGGUGGCAGAACAUCUUGAUGGGGUAAAAAUACCGUCAGAGGUGAAAAUAUCCCAUUAUAUAGAUGACAUUAUGAUUCAGGGACAGUGUGAAGAACAGUGUCAGCAGAUUCUUGAAGAGAUCAUGGAUCACAUGAAGAGCAAAGGGUGGGAGAUAAAUCCCACUGAAAUACAGGGACCCGCUCAAACAGUAAAAUUCUUAGGAAUACAGUGGAACAAAGGACACAGAGAAAUCCUUCCAAAAGCUAAGCAAAAAGUGCUAGAGUUUCAAACUCCCAAAAGCAAGAAACAAGCUCAAAGCUUUAUAGGUCUCUUUGGUUUCUUGAGACAACACAUACCACACCUGAGUCAGUUACUCUCCCCUUUGUACAAAGUAACCAGGAAAAAACUUGAUUUUGAAUGGGGAGAUGAACAACAGAAUGCAUUUGAGGGAGCUAAACAGGCUAUCCAACAAGCCCUUGAUCUAUGGCCCAUACAAGAUGGAGACAUAGACUUAAAUGUAUCAGUAAAUCAGCAAUGGGCUAAUUGGAGCCUUUGGCAGAAACAAGGAAGGACUAAGGUUCCCCUUGGUUUCUGGACAAGGAAGUUACCUGAGGCAGGAGAGAGGUACACACCCUUUGAGAGACAGCUCUUGGCCUGUUAUUGGGCAUUGGUAGAUACUGAACAGAUGACAGUAGGACAUACUGUGUUCUUACGCCCAGAGAUACCUAUCAUGCAAUGGGUACUUAGUUCCCCUAAGACACAUAGGAUAGGUCAUGCACAAGAGUCCAGUAUCAUAAAAUGGAAGUGGUACAUACAGGAUAGAGCUAAAACAGGAAAUAGUGGUACGGCUGUACUACAUGAGAAAAUUGCAGAUGCGCCGAUACAAGAACCUGGUUAUCUGCCAGACGCAGACAAGCCAGGGGAAUCUCCAGUAAAGUGGGGAAAGUCUUUUGCGCAACUAACACAAGAUCAAGCAAAGCAUGCUUGGUUUACUGAUGGUUCAGCAAAAUACAUUGGUAAUGAAAGACAAUGGAAAGCAGUGUCUUACAAUCCAGAAACCAAGAAAAUUCUGACUACAACAGGAACAGGAAAAAGUAGCCAGUAUGCAGUUAUGAGUUAUAUGCAGUUAUAUGCAGUCUUUCAGGCUUUGAAACAAGAGAUGCCUGGAAGUUGUCAUAUAUACACAGAUUCCUGGUCUGUUGCCAAUGGACUGGCCACGUGGUUGCCUACAUGGCAGUCUCAUCAGUUCAUGAUUCAUUCAAAGGAAGUCUGGGGAAAAGAUUUGUGGGAGCAGAUAUGGGAGAUGGUACAUCAAAAUGAGGUAACAGUCUUUCAUGUUGAUGCUCACUGCAAUACUGACUCAUUGGAUCGUCUGUUUAACUCUGUUGCAGACGAGAAAGCCAAGAUCUCAGAGGCGUCUGUUGAAAAUUCGAACUCACUUUUGGGAUUGGCUACUUGGGCCCAUCAGAAAUGUGGACACUUGGGAGAGAAAGCCACUCACAGGUGGGCACAACAGCGAGGCAUUUUAGUGCCACUUGAUUUAAUUAAAACAGUAAUUCUGCAAUGUCCAGUGUGUCAGCAUGAGCAGAAUAGACAUGUACCAGGGAUGAUUCAGAGUGACAAUGGAAGCCACUUUAAAGGAAAAUUGGUACAAGAUUUUUGUAAUGAAAACAAUGUUGAAUGGAUAUUUCACAUACCUUAUUAUCCUCAAGCAGCUGGUCUGAUUGAAAGGAUGAAUGGGUUGUUGAAACAACAAUUGAGAAAACUUGGUGAAGGGACAAUGGCGAAGCUCAUUGGUCCGGCUGUUAUUGUGAUGACCGUGCUUACUCUACACCCUUUGGUCGGCUCAGAUACCAACAAUGAGAUUGGAGGUUGGGACCAGAGGGAUUCCGCAGAGAUGAGAUGGAAAGAGAUCGAAAUAAGAGUAACCUGCCUGACCAUUAACUGUCCAAACAUGAGAGCCAACCUCUAUGGAGAAGGCUAUUUUAGCCACAAUGAAACUGAGUCAAUGACCUAUAUUAAGUUACCAAAUGAAUCAUUUGAUUUGUUAACGUUAGAAUCUACAACGCCCUUUGGCUGCCGCAUACUGUAUACACCUAACCCUUCCAAAUCCAAUAAACGAUAUUUGAAAGGGGAUGGGCCAGAACCACUCAAACGCAAGGGGAAAGAACCGGCAAAGCGCCCAAAACAGGCGGACGCCAAAGAGAAACAUCCCUUACAACCUACUCUGUCGGAGGAGGAAGACGAUUCUUUCGACUUACACCCCUUGGCCAUCCUAGAUGAAUGGCAAGCUGGCCACUCUUCUGAAGACGAAGAGGACUGGCCUAUGACAUUUUUCUGA
Molecule: messenger RNA, 3309 nt
Organism: Pelobates fuscus (common spadefoot toad)
Lineage: Eukaryota; Metazoa; Chordata; Amphibia; Anura; Pelobatidae
Exons: 6
Coding region: 1-3309 (1102 amino acids)
Biological process (GO): proteolysis; DNA integration
Molecular function (GO): RNA-DNA hybrid ribonuclease activity; aspartic-type endopeptidase activity; nucleic acid binding
Source: RefSeq, a predicted model, not a curated record